AUGUCGCAUUUCUGGUGCUGCACUCGCACGACGUGGCCUCGCUUUCGCCUUGUAAUUACUUCCCACCGCACUUCCUCCCAUCACCCUCCCGUCGCGCUCCCGUCGCCCCUCCCGUCGCCCUCCCGUCGCCCUCCCGUCGCCCUUCCGUCACCCUCUCGUCGCGCUCUCGUCGCCCCCUCCCGUCGCGCUCCCGUCGCCCUCCCGUCGCCCUCUCGUCGCCCUCUCGUCGCGCUCCCGUCGCCCUCCCGUCGCGCUCCCGUCGCCCUCUCAUCGCUUUCCGGUCGCCCUCUCGUCGCCCUCCCGUCGCCCUCUCGUCGCGCUCCCGUCGCCCUCUCGUCGCGCUCCCGUCGCCCUCCCAUCGCGCUCCCAUCGCCCUCUCAUCGCUUUCCGGUCGCCCUUCCGUCCGCUUCCCAUCGGCCUCCUGCGCCUUCCUAUAGCCCUCCUGUCGCGAUCGCCCUUACAAUCGUAAUCGCCGUUUCCCAUCCCUUCCCCUCGCCCUCGCCGUCUCCCAUCCCUUCCCCUCGCCCUCGCCGUCUCCCAUCCCUUCCCCUCGCCAUCGCCGUCUCCCAUCCCUUCCCCUCGCCAUCGCCGUCUCCCAUCCCUUCCCACGUUCGCACCGCCAUCUCCCUUUCCUUCCCGUUGCCAUCCCAUUCGCCCUCGCCAUCCCGUGGCAAUCCCAGCGCCCUCGCUAUACCGUCGCCCUCCCGUCGUCCCGAGCCCUCGCCAUCGCCAUCUCCCAUCCCUCCCAUCGCGAUCUCCUCUCCCAUCCAUUCCUCUGUCCCCCCUCAUCCUCCUGUCGCCCUCGCCGUCCCCGCUUCCCAUCUCUCUCUCUACCCUCCCACCGUCAACAUUGUCGCUCUCAUUGUGACUCUCCUUGCCUCGUUGGUAGGAAUAUCGUAUGCUGCGUCAGCAGUGACGGACUAUUGCGCUGGGUCGCCCGUUCAGUACUGCGACUUCCUCAUCAAAGGGUCUACGUCAGUUCCGACUGUGAACCUUCAAGUCUUUUCUGGGAACAGGAUUCUUUCGGGAAAGCCCAUUGUUUACAAGACUGGCGAGGCGAUUAAGACAGCAUAUUCGUACCAGUGCACUUUCCCCAACGAGAAGGGCAAGAAAGCUCGUACCGCAUGCGGAAGCAUGUUCCACUUCAUGAGCCAGACAAGCAGCUGGAACGAGACGACUCUUGUUGGCAGCCACAUGAUCACCAAGCAGAACCUGGAUAAAUUCAAGAACAAGUGCGUGAAGAUGCUUAUUGAUAACGUCAUGCUCGCAAAGGGCGGCUGGGUCAACAACGGAGAUGGAAAGGCCUUGUACCCUCAGAGGAGACGCUGCGUGAUGUUCCCAUUCGGACUUAUACUGUGCCUCCAAGCGGUCCCGUCUCAGGGCGUCCGGUGCUACUACAGGCCUCUUGCGCCUUGCGAUUUCGUGGUGCAAGGAAGUGCAGGUGUUGUGCCGCAGUAUCGCGUGGUGUCGUUUCUGGGAAACAGGUUGCUCAGCCGCACCCCCAUCAUCCACAAGUCCGGCGAUCUUGUUAUCACUGCCUCUUCAGAUGACUGCACGUUCGUGAACUCGGGUGCGAGUUGCGAGAACCGAUUCUUCUUCAUGCCGCCAGGCAACGACUACAACAAGACCAACUAUAUUGGGCAACACCCCAUCGCACGUACUAGCCUUGCUGUAUACAAGCAGCAGUGCGUUCUUCUGUACAUGAACAACGCUCUCUUGGAGAGGGCUGGGUGGCUCAAUAACGGGGACAACAAGCGCAAGUUUCCCCAGGCCCGGCGCUGUGUGGUCUUCACCACGAUCUAG
This is a messenger RNA of Closterium sp. Yama58-4, 1803 nucleotides long. The record is from the annotation of a GenBank genome assembly. Lineage: Eukaryota; Viridiplantae; Streptophyta; Zygnematophyceae; Desmidiales; Closteriaceae.